Molecule: messenger RNA, 406 nt
Organism: Cajanus cajan (pigeon pea)
Lineage: Eukaryota; Viridiplantae; Streptophyta; Magnoliopsida; Fabales; Fabaceae
Source: RefSeq, a predicted model, not a curated record
AUGCUAGAUGAUAUAGAAGAUGAGCAAUAUCUAUUUGAAGGUGUAAAGCUUUCGGAAGUAGAAUAUCGUGAACUGAGGUACAAGAAAGAGAUAUAUGAACUUGUGAAGAAGCGGUCUGAGGAGGCUGACAAUGUAAAUGAGUAUAGAAUGCCAGAAGCUUAUGAUCAGGAAGGUGUUAAUCAGGAGAAGAGAUUUUCUGUGGCUAUGCAGCGUUACAGGUGUUUUCACUUAAUACAUGAUCUCCACUAGUUGUAAAAAUAUAAAAAGGAAAAGAAACUGGAAUCACUAUUAGAGUAUAGGAUUUUCUCUUCUUUUCUAUAUUGAUGUAUUUUACUUUUUCCCUGUAACUGUUUUAAGUUAUAACUGAAAGUGACACCUUUAUUUAUCUUAUCAUGUAAGCUAGGUU